Molecule: messenger RNA, 624 nt
Organism: Geodia barretti
Lineage: Eukaryota; Metazoa; Porifera; Demospongiae; Tetractinellida; Geodiidae
Source: the annotation of a GenBank genome assembly
AUGGUCUUGGUACCCACCGCGGUGCUCAUUGCGUCCGUGGCUCUCGUGAUACCGCUGGCGAUCGCCGCAGUGGUUUCGGCGACCGCCCUGGGUCUGCUACAGGUGGCGCUGGUUUGGCUCCUCGGCAUCCGGGCCUGGCCGCCUCCGUUGUCCCUGGUCGGUUUCACCGCGCCCGGCACGUCGCGUUUCCUGACCGUACUGCUUUGCUUGGCCGCCGUGAUUUGCAGUCUUGGGUUCGCCCAGCUGUACACCAUGACGGCGAUAGCGUUGGGUUGGGACUUCCUGAUGCCCCCGGAACUGCCCGCCGGCCUGUUGCUGCCCGGGGGAUUCGUCGUCGUCAGCGCUCUCGCCCUCGCGGUGUGGACGCCGAUUGCCGAGGAGGCGUUCUUCCGUGGGUUCGUGCUGCGCGGCAUGGCCAACCGAUGGGGUUUCGCGCCGGCUCUGGUGGUAUCCGCCGCGGUCUUCGCAGCUCUGCACCUCUCUCCGGCCUUGCUGCUGCCGGUUUUCGUCACCGGCCUGUUGUUGGGUUUCCUGUACCUGCGGACCGGCUCACUUUGGCCGUGCAUCGCGGUCCAUGCUGCCCAGAACCUGGUUGCCGUGCUGACUGCGUGGCUCGCUUUGUAG